Erinaceus europaeus (western European hedgehog) is the source of this 1374-nucleotide messenger RNA. It is a transcript of the gene PROCA1, whose product is annotated as protein interacting with cyclin A1. The coding region runs from base 168 to 1325 and encodes 385 amino acids. The transcript has 5 exons. NCBI's taxonomy places the organism in Eukaryota, Metazoa, Chordata, Mammalia, Eulipotyphla, Erinaceidae. Gene Ontology annotation, biological process: arachidonate secretion; phospholipid metabolic process. The record is from RefSeq and is a predicted model, not a curated record. Gene Ontology annotation, molecular function: A2-type glycerophospholipase activity.
GGGAGCUGAGCGGCCCCGGAUGAAGAGCGCGGCUGAAGCUUAGACCCGGGCUGAGAGGACAGCGCCGCCGAGGACGGGGGGCGGGAGGUGAAGGAGGGGCUGGGUGAGCAUGAGGCGGAGUUAAGGGAGAGUCCUGCAGAGACAAAAAAAGAACCCGGCCGGGAGUUAUGUGGGUUAGGACGACACUGACGAUUAAAAGGUGGACCGAGGAAGUUAAAAAGAAGCCUGAGAACGAUGCCAGACUCUGGGAAGAGAGCUGCAGCGAUAUAAGCAGGUUACCCAGCUGGGAGAGAGGACAUCUGCUGGCUGGUGUGGCAUCUAGCACCGAUACAUCUACCUUCUCCUCUGAAGGUGAGCUCAAGGACACUGAGAGAUGCUGCUGGAAGCAUAAGCAGUGCAGUGGGCACACACUCCACCCCUUCUCUACUGACUAUUGCCAUUGCAACCUGCACCUCCAUGCUAUCGCCAACUGUGACUGUGAUUCUAGGCUGAAGGACUGUUCAGAGAAGUCAAAUAGCAGCACUUCCCGAGAUGUGGGCCCAACCUGUUCCCGAGACGUGGGCUCAACUUGUCUCAACAUCAUCCAGUCCCCGUGCUUUGAGAUCAUCCCAGAGGAAGAGUGUGUGGAGCGGUUCUGGUAUGGCUGGUGCAAAAGUUAUAGACCUGUCUCUGUAGCAGUGAUCCACCAUCCCAUCCACUAUGAGUGUGGGGCAGACGGCCUAAAUGAAGACGACGAAGAGGAGGAGGAUGAUGAGGAGGAGGAAGACAGCAAGCUUCUCAUCUCUACCCAGAAGGCAGCUACCAUACCCACUGACACUGGCACAGUUAGGGGCCCAGGCACAUGUGUCCCUGAUUCAGCAGCUCCCAUUACCAUCUGGCGUUCUGAGAGCCCCACAGGGAAGUCCCAGGGCAGCAAAGAAGUCAAGAAGGUCAAGAAGAAAAAGGAAAAAGAAAAGGAAAAGGAGGAGGAGUCAGAUGAGAAGGCAAAACUGAAGAAAAAAAUCAAGAAGAACAAGUUGAGUAAGAAGAAAAGUCCAGUUAAGUCGGAAUCUUCACCUCCAGACCUGAACAGAUCACUAAGCCCAAGAGAGCUGGCUAGGAUGUCCGAGUCCAGCCCUGACAGUCGGGAAGAGCUGGAGAGUGAGGACAGUUACAAUGACCAAAGGAGGGAAGAAGGCUCUAGUGAGGACAUUGUGGAUCAUUCAUCAUCCAGGAAGAAAGAGAAGAACACAACUCAGGCUAAGAAGCCUGUGGCAAAGACCUCACCAAUCAAGAAGGCCAACAAAAGGAAAUCUCCCCCAGGAUCAAACCCCAAUCUCAGUUGAGGCCAAGGCUAUGAGGUGAAGAAUAAAUUCCAUCAAGCCUGUAGCUUAA